Ustilaginoidea virens is the source of this 1791-nucleotide messenger RNA. RefSeq lists its product as uncharacterized. Bases 1 to 1791 code for a protein of 596 amino acids. Gene Ontology annotation, biological process: reductive iron assimilation; cellular response to iron ion starvation. Gene Ontology annotation, molecular function: ferroxidase activity; copper ion binding. Gene Ontology annotation, cellular component: high-affinity iron permease complex. NCBI's taxonomy places the organism in Eukaryota, Fungi, Ascomycota, Sordariomycetes, Hypocreales, Clavicipitaceae. The transcript is spliced from 4 exons. The record is from RefSeq and is a predicted model, not a curated record.
AUGGCGGGUCUUGCGCACUUGAUAGCCGUCUUGGCUGCGCUUGCCUGCCUGGCAGCAGCUGCCACCGUCAACUACGAUUUCAACGUCACCUGGGUGAGGGCUAAUCCCGACAACGCAUUCGAGCGACCAGUCAUAGGCAUCAAUGGCAAAUGGCCCAUUCCGACCAUCCAGUGCAGCGUAGGUGACCGCCUGGUCAUCAAGCUGAACAACCAGCUCGGCAAUCAGUCCACCUCUCUGCACUUCCAUGGCCUGUUCCAAAACGGAACAAAUCAAAUGGAUGGCCCUUCCGGGGUGACGCAGUGCUCCGUACCGCCGGGGCUUUCCAUCACUUACAACUUUACCGUCAGCCAACCUGGAACGUACUGGUAUCACUCUCACAACGACGGACAGUAUCCCGACGGCCUCCGUGGGCCAGUCAUUGUCCACGACCCAGAGUUCCCCUACCGGAAGGAGGUGGAUGAGGAGUUUGUACUGACCCUUUCGGACUGGUAUCAUGACCAAAUCCAGCAUCUCAUCCCUCGCUUUAUGAGCAAGACUAACCCAACUGGCGCCGAACCCGUUCCCAAUGCUGCCCUCAUGAAUGAUACGCAAAACGUAACCGUCCCGGUCCAACCAGGUAAGACGUACCAUUUCCGCGUCAUCAACAUGGGCGCCUUUGCCGGCCAGUAUCUCUGGUUCGAGGGCCACAAGAUGCGCAUUGUUGAGGUAGACGGCGUGUAUACCAAGGCUGCUGAGGCCGAUAUGGUCUACAUUUCUGCUGCUCAGCGAGUGGGAUUUCUCCUGACGACCAAGAACGACACGAAUGCCAACUUUCCCUUUGUCGCAAGCAUGGAUACGACACUCUUUGACAAGCUGCCAGCUGACCUCAACUACAACUCCACCGGUUGGCUCAGCUACGACAAGAGCAAAGAAAACCCAGCUCCAGCCCCUGUCUACGAUCUCACUCCCUUUGACGACGUCACUCUCGAGGCCUACGACGGCAUGGAACUCCUCCCGGAACCAGACCACAACGUCCAACUCGACGUCAUCAUGAACAACCUCGGCAAUGGCGCCAACUACGCCUUCUUCAACAACAUCACCUACACGUUUCCCAAGGUCCCUACACUGUACAGCGUCCUUAGCUCGGGCAACAUGGCCACCGAUCCGGCCGUGUACGGCGAAUACACCCACCCGUUUGUCCUGAAAAAGAACGAAAUCGUGCAAAUCGUCGUCAACAACCUCGACACGGGCCGCCAUCCGUUUCAUUUACACGGCCACAACUUCCAAGCCAUCUAUCGCUCAAACGAGUCCGCGGGCACCUGGGAGGACGGAGGCGGCGCCAGCGGAAAGACUUUUCCCAAAGUCCCCAUGAGACGUGACACCAUGGUCCUCUACCCCACCGGCAACAUGGUAUUGCGAUUCAAGGCCGACAACCCCGGCGUGUGGCUUUUCCACUGCCACAUCGAAUGGCACGUCAUCUCCGGCCUCAUGGCCACCUUUGUUGAAGCACCGUUGGAGCUGCAAAAGACGCUGUCCAUUCCGCCCGAUCAUCUGGCAGCUUGCAAGGCUCAGAGCGUCGCCACGCAGGGAAACGCUGCCGGCAACACGGAGAACCUUGCCGAUCUGUCCGGGCAGAAUACGCCCCCUGACGACCUCCCCGAAGGUUUCACCAAGCGAGGAAUAAUCGCAUUCGUAUUCAGCUGCAUAACUGGCAUCCUCGGCAUCAUAGUAAUAGCUUGGUACGGCAUGUCCCAGCCCGUUGAGGCGGCUCCCAGGUCUGUCGCCGCUCUUGUGCAGGAAUAUGCCGACUGA